AUUAUUGUUUGGUGCGGUGCUUGCAGCAUUCACUUUAAUUUGCCUCGGUCAAUAGCUGAAGCAUUACUUUUAGGCCGCCUUUGAAAGAGAAAUUAAGAUUGAGAAACUAAAUUAAGUCUUCGUAUUAUGUUUAGUGUAAAAUAUAAUAGAUUGAGUUAUAUCUCAGUAUUAUGUUUAGUUUAAAAUAAAUAUAAAAAUUGAGAGAUAAAUUUAAAAUUUAAAAAAUUAAAUAAAAGUAUCUUUUGAAAAAAUAUUUUAUUAAAAUUUCAGCCUCUGUACUAAAAAAUUUUAGUCCUUGUAUCUCCAUUUUUUGGAAGUACUAAAGAAAUUAAAAUUUUGUAUCUCAUAACUAAAAUUUUAGUUUUAAUCUCUAACUAUCAAAUAUAAUACUAAAUUCCAAUCCUCCAGUUUGGGAAAACAAAAGUUUUUCCCUUUUGAAAAAACUAAAAGAUGCAUAGAUAUGAUUGAUAAAGCAUCCACAUAAUGUUUUAGUAGUUGUUAAAAGGAUCACAAUUACAACAAAUUUGGUCACUACUGAUCUUAUUAGCUAAUAACUAAUAACAACAUGAAAUACAGAACACCCUUUCUCUCCCUCCAUUGUUUGCUGUGCACUUUCCAUUCAUGUUUAGCAAAAGAUUUCUUAAACGUUGGUGAAAACAUAACAGGAACAACAAGUGUUCUUUCUUCAGCCAAGAACAAAUUCGUACUAGGCUUCUUUUCUCCUCCUGGAAGCCCUACAAGAAGUUACCUAGGAAUAUGGUACAAUCAAUCAAAGUAUCCAGGACCGCAAACAGUAAUAUGGGUUGCCAACAGAGACAAUCCUAUUUCAAAUCCCAACGUUGGAGUGUUUCGAAUUGCCAAUGAUGGAAGAAUCACUGUAACAGAUACAUCAGGUUCUGGCCAGACAUGUUAUUGGUCUUCAAGGAAUGAAGCUUCUACAUCAAGAAACAGGACAGUGAAGCUAUUCGAUUCUGGCAACCUAGUGCUGAUGAUGGUACUUGACGAAGCCAUCAUCUACCAAAGCUUCCAUCACCCCACAGACACGUUUCUUGCCGGCAUGAAAAUGGACUCGGAGAUGAAACUAACUUCUUGGAGCAGCGAUGAUAAUCCUAGAACUGGAUCAUUCACUUUUCAGAUCGCCGGGGACGGUGAUGACUACAGCUACAAGUACAAGUACAACCCUUCUUAUGCUAUCUUAAAGAAUUGGCAACGCUAUUGGGAGAGUGGGAAGCACUUGGAUUCAGAUUUCGAUGCCAUAGUAUCUUACAUGCUCACCAACUUCAGCACCGGAACAAACACGUCUGACAACUUUGACAACACCAUGUUGGUGAUGAAGAGUACCGGAGAGCUUAAGCUUCUGUUUUGGGACAGCUUCGGACACGAUUGGUUGGUUCGGUGGAAGGCUCCGGCGAGCCCCUGCGACCAGUACAACUUUUGCGGCCACUUCACAAGCUGUAACGGUAAUAACUACAAACCUUGUAACUGCUUACCUGGCUUCAAGAGAGCAGAAGUUAGCGAUGAGAACAACGGAUGUGUUAGAAGGACAGCCACAGAAGAAUCAUGUGGUGGAGGCGGAGGAGAAGGUAGAAGUGCUUUCUUGGAGUUAGUUAAGGUGAAACCUGGAAUCCCGGAUGGUAAAUACCCUGCAGAGAAUGAAUCAGAAUGCAAAGAAAGAUGCCUUCAGAACUGUAGUCACUGCCAGGCGUAUUCGUAUGUUGAAGCUGAUGACAACGGUUAUAGGUGUUGGAUAUGGACACAGGAAUUAGAUACAGUUCAAGAUGUUGAAGAUGAUCAUCUUCGUAACCUCUUCGUCCGCCUAGACAAAUCAGAUAUAGAGUCAACUACAAGAACUUGUGAACCUUGUGGGAUAAACACAGUUCCUUAUCCGUUAAGCACUGGGCCAAAUUGUGGUGACCCCAAUUACUUCAACUUCAGUUGUAACCGCCCAACAGGUCAGCUUACAUUCAUUACUAGAACUUCCACGAGUGGCACUACUAUCCAUCAUAAAGUUACUAGCAUGGAUGUUGAAUCCAAAAAGUUGGUUAUUCAAGUUGACCCCUCAGUCACUUACUGCACAUAUGAGACAUUUAGCAGCGAUGAAAGUCUCCACAUUGGAUCUCCAUUUAGUGUGACCAAUGAUUGCCUUGACGAAGAUGAAAUAGAGGUCACUUGGGAACCGCCACAUGAACCAAUCUGCACUCACUCACAAAAUUGCGAGGGAUGGAAUCAUUCAACUUGCAAAGCAACAAGAAAUGGAAUGAGGUGCAUUUGUGAUGUCAAUUAUCGUUGGGAUGGUGAUUCUCUAACUUGUAAACAAGUUCCUAGUAAAGGAAAUUCAAGUGGCAAAACAUAUUUGAUUCUUGGAAUAACUCUUACAAGCGUGAUUACUCUGGCAUGUGCAAUUAUCUUUGCUUACUUAUGCAACAGAAAAAGGAAGGAAGACAAGAAAAGUAAUAAGAGAAAUCGAGGGCGCUUAUUUGACAAUGAAAAGGAUGUGAAGGAUUUGAUUGAGGAGGAGGGAUUAGAAGAAGAAGACAAUGAAGGCAUAGAGGUGCCUUAUUUUGAUUUUGAAAGUAUAUUAGAAGCAACAGAUAACUUCUCAGAUGCAAAUAAGCUUGGACGUGGAGGCUAUGGACCUGUCUAUAAGGGUAAGCUCCAAAAUGGUGAAGUUGUUGCGAUAAAGAGGCUUUCAAGUAUUUCAUCACAAGGCUUACAUGAAUUUAAAAAUGAAGUUGUUUUGAUCGCUAAACUUCAACAUCGAAAUCUUGUUCGACUAAGGGGCUAUUGCAUUAGAGGACAAGAAAAAAUUCUAAUUUACGAGUAUAUGCGGCACAAGAGUUUAGACUCGAUUAUAUUCGAUCCAACACAAAGUGGAUUUUUGAAUUGGCAAAUCCGGUUCGACAUUAUUGUUGGAAUUGCUCGAGGAAUGCUGUAUCUUCAUCAAGAUUCUAGAUUGCGAGUAAUCCAUAGAGAUUUAAAAACCAGUAAUAUUCUAUUAGAUGAGGAGAUGAAACCAAAAAUUUCAGACUUUGGAUUGGCGAAAAUAGUCACAAAUAAAGAUAUCGAAACUGACACAAAGAGAGUAGUAGGAACUUAUGGAUAUAUGUCACCUGAAUAUGCAAGAGAUGGACGUUGUUCGACCAAAUCUGAUGUUUUCAGUUUUGGUGUAAUCAUACUUGAGAUUAUCAGUGGAAAAAAGAAUACAAAAUUUUCCCAGUCCGACGAAUAUCUAAGCCUUUUGGAUUAUGCUUGGACACUAUGGACACAGAACAAGUUGCUGGAGUUAAUGGACAAGUCUUUAGGUGAAAGUUGCAAUGCGAAUCAAUUUAUUAGAUGCGCACAUAUUGGACUCUUGUGUGUACAAGAUGAUCCAGGUGAUAGGCCAACCAUGUCAAAUGUUGUGACAUUGCUUGACAGUGAGACUGCAACCAUUAAAACUCCAAAACAACCAACUUUUUUUGGAGGCAGAAGAGCCCUCUCCACCACAACUUCUUCAAAUAAACCUGAAACAACUUCCAGCAGACGAGAAAUAACAAGUAUUCAAUUUGAUAGUACUAGUAGCAUUCUAGAAGAAAUGAUUAAUAUGAGAGCCACCCUGCUUCUUCUCUUCCUCCUGUGUUCUCCAUGCACUUUAAAUGCGUUUUCAGGAAAUGAUGUUUUGAAAGGUGGCCAGAACAUUCCUGGAACUACACUCUUUCUUGCUUCAGCUUCAAAGAAAUUCAUACUGGGCUUCUUUUCUCCACAGUCAAGGCCUAAUGACAGUUACCUCGGGAUAUGGUAUAACACAUCACAGUUCCCUGGAACACAAAGAACACUGGUAUGGGUUGCCAACAGAGACCGACCUGUAGGUUCCAAUAACAAUGGAGUCUUUCAAAUUGCACAAGAUGGCAACCUUGUAGUAACAGAUUCUUCAGGGGAAACAUAUUGGUCCUCAAAACUUGGAAAGUCCUCUUCCACAAACAUGACGGUGAAACUAAUGGAUUCUGGGAACCUUAUGCUGUUACAAUAUGAUCAAACGGGGAAGACUACUACUAUGUAUCAGAGCUUCGAUCACCCCACCGAUACGUUUCUUCUGGGAAUGAACAUGGACUUGGAUUUGAAGCUAACUUCUUGGAGCAGUGACAAUGAUCCUCAAAGUGGAAGCUACACCUUCAUGAUGGCUUCAGAUGGAGACAAUCUCAACUCUUAUGUGAUUUCGAAGAACAGCCAGCUUUACUGGGAAAGAGGAACAAAGAAUCUGAGUCCAGGGUCUAUGUUUGGAACCGUAGAUUUCUUGUUGAACAACCAAACAAGCACAGACGAAGACCCUUCUUCUGCAACAAUCACUCCCCCCUACAAAAACAUUGGUAACAGAUUUGGCAAAAAAGAAUCGCCAAUUACGCGUGUUCCCGUUGAUGAAUAUAACAAGACGAGGCUAGUGAUGAAGUACAAUGGGGAGCUUCAGUUUCUAACAUGGGAUGGUAUCCAACAAGAUUGGAUCGUUCGUUGGAAGGCCCCAAAUAGCUCCUGCGACAGGUAUAAUAUCUGUGGCAACUUCGCAAGCUGUGAUUAUAAUCUGAUUAAUCUCAACAUCAAGGAGUGCAAGUGUUUACCGGGAUUCAGCAGUGUUAUUGGUGGAGUCAGGGGAUGUACAAGAAAUUCAGGGUCAUGCAGUGGAGACACUACAGCGUUCUUGAAUUUAGUGAAUGUGAAAGCAAGAGAACCACCUGAUGAACAACACCCUGCAGCUAGUGAAACAGAAUGCAAACAAAUUUGUCUAAGCAAGUGUCCUGAGUGCCAGGCCUAUUCGUAUGAUGCAAAGGCUGCAACUUCCAAAAGUGGUGAUGAUAAUGAUAGUGCCCAGAAAAGUUGUGGGAUCUGGACAGAGGAAUUAGUUACACUUCAAGAAGGCUUCCAUGGUGAUGAUACUGAUAAUGAUGAAGAUAAUGGUGCUCAUAGUUUCUAUGUUCGAGUAGACAUAUCAGACAUAGAACCAACUCCAAGAACUUGUGAACCAUGUGGGACAAACAUGGUGCCUUAUCCAUUGAGCACUAGUUCGAACUGUGGUGACCCUAUGUACUUCAACUUCAGAUGUAACCCCUCAACAGGCCAGCUUAGCUUCAUUUCUAGAACUUCCAAUUCCAAUGCAACUUAUCAGAAAGUUGCUGUAGUGUAUUCAGAAUCCAGAAAGUUUGUCAUGCAGGUUGAUCCAUCAAAUACGCACUGCGAAGAUGAGAGAUCUGAAAGUAAUGAAAUUAUGCAGAUACACUCUCCGUUUUCUGUUGCAUAUGAUUGUUUUGAUAAAGCCAAAGUAGAGGUUACUUGGGAACCACCGCAUGAACCUGUUUGUUCUGAGCCUAAAGACUGCGUAGGUUGGAACCAUUCAAGUUGUAAAGUAGCCAGUGGUGGAAAGAGGUGUCUUUGUGAUAAAAAUUAUCAUUGGGAUGGGAUUGCUCUAGAGUGUACUAUAGCAGAUAAAGGAAAAUCCAAAAGUCAAAUUUCUUUGAUUCUUGGGAUAACUCUUGGAAGUGUGAUUAUUCUGGCAUGUGCAAUAACUUUUGCUUAUCUAUGGAGAAGGAAAAUAACUCCAAAGAUAGGCAAGGAAAGCAAUAUGAAACAACGAAAACGCUUCAUUGAUAGUAUAAGACAUGUGAAAGAUUUGAUUGAGGAUGGGGGAUUAGAAGAAAAGGACAAUGAAGGCAUAGAGGUACCUUAUUUUGAUUUUGAGAGCAUAGUAGUAGCUACAGAUAACUUCUCUGAUGAAAAUAAACUUGGACGCGGUGGUUAUGGACCGGUUUACAAGGGUAAGCUUCAAAGUGGUGAAAUUGUUGCAGUAAAGAGGCUUUCUAAUGUCUCAUCACAAGGCUUGCAGGAAUUUAAGAAUGAGGUUGUUUUGAUAGCCAAACUUCAACAUCGAAAUCUUGUUAGAUUAAGGGGCUACUGCAUCAAAGGAGAUGAAAAGAUUCUACUAUAUGAAUACAUGCCUAACAAGAGCUUGGACUCAUUUAUAUUCGAUCCCACACAAAGCAUACUUUUGGAUUGGGAAAUGCGAUUUAACAUAAUCCGAGGAAUUGCACGGGGUUUACUUUAUCUUCACCAAGACUCCAGGUUAAGAGUAAUUCAUAGAGAUUUAAAGACCAGUAACAUUCUUCUUGACGAGGAAAUGCAACCAAAAAUUUCAGAUUUUGGAUUGGCGAAAAUAGUGGCAGGCAAAGAAUCUGAGGCAAAUACCGAAAGAGUUGUAGGAACCUACGGAUAUAUGUCUCCUGAGUAUGCAUUAGAAGGACUUUUCUCAACAAAAUCUGAUAUUUUCAGCUUUGGUGUAGUGCUUCUUGAGAUUCUUAGUGGAAAAAAGAACACCGGAUUUUAUCAAUCUGACCAAUUUACAAGCCUUUUGACUUAUGCAUGGAGACUAUGGACAGAGAAUAGGAUGAUAGAUUUAAUGGACAUGUGCCUCGGUGAAAGUUGCAUUGCAAAUCAAUUUAUUAAGUGUGCACAUAUUGGACUCUUGUGUGUACAAGAUGAUCCAGGUGAUAGACCAACCAUGUCAACUGUUUUGACAUUACUUGAUGGUGAGAUUGCAAGCAUUUCAAGCCCAAAACAACCAACCUUUUCUGGGAGCAGAGGCCAAUCUAGCACAACUUCUUCCACUAGACCGGAAAUAAGUCUUCAUUUUGAAAGCAACACUCAAGAAGGUCGAUAGGGUAUGGCAAUAUAAUGUCACAGCGUUGUAAAUAAAUUAGAUUUCCUUCUUAUUAAGGUAUGAAAUUUGGUGAU
Arachis stenosperma is the source of this 6756-nucleotide messenger RNA. RefSeq lists its product as uncharacterized. Gene Ontology annotation, biological process: recognition of pollen; protein phosphorylation. The coding region runs from base 566 to 6682 and encodes 2038 amino acids. The transcript has 15 exons. Lineage: Eukaryota; Viridiplantae; Streptophyta; Magnoliopsida; Fabales; Fabaceae. Gene Ontology annotation, molecular function: ATP binding; protein kinase activity. The record is from RefSeq and is a predicted model, not a curated record.